CCGAAUGGAGGUGGGCAGCAUCUGCCCAGCCUUGGGAAGUGUGGAUGGCUUUGGGGAUAGCUCUGCUAAUUCUGCAUGUUGACAUAGUUGGGGCUAAAGAAACAGAGGUUGUGACCUGAGGCUUGUACAGGAGCAGGGUGGGAGGCAAAAGGAUCUGUCUGCAGCAGGCAGGUGGGCCUGGGGUAGGGCAGAGAGCACUGGUGACCUGGCCCAGGACUGGAGCAGGGGUGCCUCCUGCCAAGUGGUGGCAGGAGUAGUCCUCGAUGUUUGGUGGGUGACACAGAGAGGAUGGGUCUGGACUGCACUGGACAAGCAAGAUGGCUCACUGAGCGACUGCUUCCCUCUGCCAGGGCCACAGGUGUUGGGGGGUUCCUGCUGCACAAGCCCUGCUGGGGUCUCCUGGAGCCUGCUGACUCAGCCAGGGGACCUGUCCUUUGAGCCACCUCCAAGGAUUGGGGAUGUGACCUUGCUGAGAUGGGGCCUUGCUGGCUGCCUGGCAGCUGUCUGUGUGAACUUUACACCUGUGGGUGUCAGGGACAAAGUAGGUUCAAUGUUUCCACUACCCCAACCCAGCAUCUCACAACCUUGGUCACCUUGGCUGCCAUCAGCAGCCACAGAUAGGUUGACUGAGUGGUACUGAGAGCCUCACCUUCAGUGCUUCCAAGCCAGGGCCGGGACUGCCCCCUGCAGCACCCUAGGGACUCUGAUGGAGGAGGCACUACACUCUGUCCUCAUCCCCAGGACACCUUCUUUAAUGCAGGCUUCCUGGGCCACUCUGCUCUGAGCUCAUUCCUGACACAUGAGGCUGACACACUGCCAUCCCGCUCUGCCCAAUGGUGGCCUUCCCUGUCCCCAACUCUUGUGCUCUGAGAAACUACUGUUAUACACAAGGCUGAGUCUCACAGAGAACCAGGAAAGCCAGGAGGAGCCAGGCACAUGCACAAAAUGAGUAACAUGAAAUUCUGUCAGUAGAACACACAAAAGCAGCAGCUCAAUCCACAGUGCCCAGGGCUUCACAGAGGUUUUGCUACCACCACAUGGGGCAGCAGUUGGCCCGACAGCAAAGAGCAGGGGCAGGCUGGGGCCUUGGGGCCUAGGGUGGGGAUGACCCAGCUCCAUGGUGAGGCAGGACAACUCAUGGCCUGGGAGUAGAACACCUGAUCCUCAGAGUGCACGUGGGAACACCACUUGCUAUGUGGGCAGCAUAAAGCUGGCUUCAGGAAUUCACCAGGAGGAAAUUUAUUGAAAUACAUGCUAUGAGAAAUGGCCAGGGGUCAAGAGGGGACUGCACAAAAGGACUUGCGAGCAAGCGUUUCUGUGACUGCAGACCUGUGCCAGGGCUGUGGGAUUGGUGGCAUUCAGCAAGAGUGGAUGAGAGCUGGCAUAGGGUUGACAGCCUUGUGACAUGAUGGGUGUGGGGCAAACAGUCACUUGUGACGAGACCACACUCUGGCCACUGGAUGAAUAUCCUAAAAUAGUUGUUGAGGCCUGCUUUGCAGAGUGGAGGAUUUCCACAGGUGUGUCUCCAUGACAUCCUACUCAUGAGAGUGAAUGUAUUUACAGGAAGGUGCGGGGACAUGUACACAGAUGCCAAUAUGCCCACUGCGUCAUGCUGAUUGAUGAUCUCUGGGUGAUGGGAUCCUGGGUGAUUUUUGUCAUGCGGUGAUUUUCCUUUCUGCUUCCUGUUUCUGAGACAAACCCGGUUGCCACGGAGAUCGUGCUGUUGUCAAGGCAGCUGAUUGGCUGACACCCGGAUGCAGGAUACUUCACUAGGUCCGAGUGGGUCAGCCUGCAUUGCGCAGCCUGGCAGCAACAUGGACAGGCCUGGGACAGACGUGUGGGUGGACACCUUUGCCCAGCUCAUGGCUGAGAGGAAGCCCCAGGACCUCUGGGUUCUGCAUCCCCAGGAGAACCUGGUCACCGGGCACCUGGACAGCAGUGGUUUCCAGUACUGGCUGAAGGGGCUUUCAAGGCUCCAGUGCAACCGCUGUCCCUGGACCUGGAGCUCUGCCCAUGUGCGCAUUCUCUUCCGCCUAUGGUGGGACAGGGACUACCGCCGAGGGCAUGUGCGGAUGCGCCUAUGGGGCCCAAAGUGCAGGCUGUGCCCACCGGAUGCCCCUGGGGAAUGCCACGUGAGCCCUUCCCACAUCCGGCCUCUUGUCCGAGAGCUGGUCCUGCACAUACUGCGGACCUGCUAUGGGGACAGCCCAGGACAGGGCUCCAAGAGCCGUGUUGGGGAUGGCUGCGAGGCCUGUGAUCUGGGUGUCUGCUUCCUCCAGACAGAGCCCGAGCCUGCUGCAGGGCUCGUGGCCGUGAGCAUGGAAGCCUGGGAAAGCAGGGGCUCUGGACAGGGUGGUAAGGCUACCACAGCUGGCCCUGGCAGAGGCCCCCUGGCCAAGUAUGCCAGGGACCCCAAACCUGUCACCAUCCCCAUCCUAAUGAUCGACUUCAUGGAGGAUCCCUUCUCCGAGAACAGCGAUUUCUUUGACCAGGGUGACCCCAUGGUCACCAUUCCCUUCUCCCUUGUGGAUACCUUGGAUGGCCAUAGUCAUGUAGUGCUUCGGGAGGUCACUGGCCAGGGCUCCAUCUACCUGGCAGGAAGCUCUGGGGCUGUGCCUGAGGGGCAGGUCAUCCCAGUGCAUUUCAGAGCUCCUGUCUUCCCUGGCCAGGGCAGCAUUUUGGAGACCUUUGAGUUCCCGGGCUUCCUCUUUGGAGGCCAGGACUCCCCACCCAGCCCUGUUGGCAUGGCUAAGGGCCAGGGCCCCAUAUCCUUCAGUGCUGGCUGCCUGGCUCCUGGGAAUGCCUUUCCUUCUGUGUCCUAUGUCAUUGGCCUGCUGGCCAAUGGGGAGGGCUCUGUCACUCUCCCUUUAUCUCUAACCAGCAUCUUCAGGGACCGGAACACCCUCAACCGCAUCCCCAAAGGCAGCGGGAGGGGAGAUGGAGGCCAGAGCCGGGCCACUGAUGGUCACAAUUCCCCUCUGGAGACCUGCAUGGGGCAUCGUGCUGCCAGCAAGGGGGGCUCUGUCAUCUUUCCCUUCACCUUUACUGACAACGCCCAAGGCAAGGACUCUCUUAGUGACAUCGCCAGAGGCAGAGAUAAGGGAGCUAGUGCAGAAGGCCCAGUGUCCAUCAUUGCCACCCAAGGCUCCAUCACCAUCCCAUCCUCAGUCCUCAGGAUGGCAGGAAGCAUGGGCCCUGGUGAUCCCCAGCGCUGUGGCUUACUCGCCUUCCACCACUAUAAGAGGAGAUGGCUGAGGUCCGGAUUUGGCAAGUCCAUCGGGGAGGAAGCUGCCAGCCCCCGCAAGGUCCACCGCAGGCCCCGCCCUGAGCGCCACCAGGACUUCUGGGUCUGGGUGUCUGUGACCAUCUGUGCUCUGUGGCUGCUCUGCAUGUACAAGCUGAACCUCGCUGGCCUAUAGGAGCCUGAUACCCGCUCUGGCAGCCCCACCAUACCCUCCAGAGGCUCACCCUGGGAAAAUGUCCCCACCCCACAGCCAGCAACUGAUGCCCUCUUUCCUGUCCUGUGUCCUUGGUCCCUUUCUUGACAUGAGUUCUGAUUUUGUGAAUGCCCACUGUGAGUGUCUUGUGAACUGUAAAUGUGUGUUAAACUCAACAAAUAAAAACCAAGC
Molecule: messenger RNA, 3629 nt
Organism: Fukomys damarensis (Damara mole-rat)
Lineage: Eukaryota; Metazoa; Chordata; Mammalia; Rodentia; Bathyergidae
Gene: Rtp5
Product: receptor transporter protein 5 (putative)
Exons: 2
Coding region: 1755-3419 (554 amino acids)
Biological process (GO): protein insertion into membrane; detection of chemical stimulus involved in sensory perception of bitter taste; protein targeting to membrane
Molecular function (GO): olfactory receptor binding
Source: RefSeq, a predicted model, not a curated record